AUGUCCCCCUUCCAAUUACUGUUCGGGAAAGCUUGUCACUUACCGAUAGAAUUGGAGCACAAAGCACUAUGGGCAAUCAGGUACCUGAACUUCGACUCCAAGACAGCUGUGGAGAAAAGAUUACUUCAACUGGACGAGCUCGACGAGUUCAGACUAUCUGCGUACGAGAGUGCGAGUCUGUACAAAGAGAAUACGAAGAAGUGGCAUGACAAGAAGAUCUUACCUCGAGACUUCAAGGUGGGAAAUCAGGUAUUACUUUUUAACUCUCGUCUUCGUCUCUUCCCUGGAAAACUUAAAUCCCGAUGGUCGGGGCCGUUCGUCGUAAGGAACAUGAAAUCAUAUGGAGCAGUGGAGAUUAGUCCGCUGGACUCCGAUAGAAGCUUCACGGUGAAUGGCCAACGACUGAAACUAUACAUGGGAGGAGCAUUUGACAGAGGAACAACCACUGUUGCCCUUGUCGAGGUAACUUGA
Gastrolobium bilobum is the source of this 471-nucleotide messenger RNA. RefSeq lists its product as uncharacterized. Lineage: Eukaryota; Viridiplantae; Streptophyta; Magnoliopsida; Fabales; Fabaceae. The record is from RefSeq and is a predicted model, not a curated record. The transcript has a single exon. Bases 1 to 471 code for a protein of 156 amino acids.